This is a messenger RNA of Rotaria socialis, 324 nucleotides long. Lineage: Eukaryota; Metazoa; Rotifera; Eurotatoria; Philodinida; Philodinidae. The record is from the annotation of a GenBank genome assembly.
AUGAGCAGCUCUAUUGUCCGUCGACAAAAAUUUCGGAAGCCAACGAUUCAACCAAUAGAUCGACAUUUGACGGAAAUCGAAGAUUCCGAUGGUUCGAUUUAUGUUAAUGCCGGUAUUGAUUCAACUUGUUGUAAAAAACUUGGAAGAAUAAUACAUACGCUUAUUAAUGGUAUCGUGGUUUCACCUAUUCAAACUCGCAUAGGAAUAAAACUGGUGAUCGAUGAAUCUAUAGAUGAUUUUUCAUUGGAGCUAGGUAAUGAUAAUGCAAACGAUUAUCAACUUGAUGCGAUACCUACUAAAUCAUGUCCUCAUUGUGGGAAAUGA